GCCAAUCCGAAUGGAUCACAAACAAUUUAAACCCUCUCUAAAAAUUUCUCUACAAAUCAUCAAUCGAAGAUGGGUAACACUGAGAAAUUGAUGAAUCAGAUCAUGGAUCUGAAAUUCACCUCGAAGAGCCUCCAGCGGCAGGCUCGCAAGUGCGAAAAGGAUGAAAAAUCCGAGAAAUUGAAGGUCAAAAAGGCUAUCGAAAAAGGUAACAUGGACGGCGCCAGAAUCUACGCCGAAAACGCAAUUAGGAAACGUAACGAGCAGAUGAACUACCUCCGGCUGUCCUCCCGGCUCGACGCCGUGGUGGCACGGCUCGACACUCAAGCCAAGAUGACUACGAUCAGCAAGUCUAUGGGUAAUAUCGUCAAAUCGCUCGAGUCCUCCCUUGCUACCGGCAAUUUGCAGAAGAUGUCCGAAACUAUGGACCGAUUUGAACAGCAGUUUGUGAAUAUGGAGGUGCAGGCCGAGUUCAUGGAGAGCUCGAUGGCUGGAAGUACUUCGCUUUCGACUCCAGAAGGUGAGGUUAAUAGUCUUAUGCAACAGGUGGCCGAUGAUUACGGGCUCGAGGUGUCCGUUGGCCUGCCACAGCCUGCUGCUCAUGCCAUUGCGACUAAAAAUGAAGAAAAGGUGGACGAGGAUGAUCUUUCGAGGCGCCUUGCAGAGCUCAAGGCCCGCGGGUAAAAUUUGGAUAUAUUAUGAAAUUUGGGGGAGAGUUUGGUAUUAUUACUUUUUGGAGCCCUAGACUCCUGAUUGCUGCUAAUAUAUCAUAUAAUGAUAGAUUUAAUGCUUGGAUUAUAUUCUCUAUUGCAUUGGGCAAGGUUUUAUUGUGUAAAUUUGACUACAUUGUGAUUGCGGAUAUGUGUGUUUAUGCCUUAGUAUUCCUUCUGCUUUUGUAUUUUGUGUUAUCAAACGUGUUACACAAUCGACAGCAGAACACUUCUCUAUUUUGA
Olea europaea var. sylvestris is the source of this 950-nucleotide messenger RNA. Its product is annotated as ESCRT-related protein CHMP1B. Gene Ontology annotation, biological process: endosome transport via multivesicular body sorting pathway; late endosome to vacuole transport; protein transport. The coding region runs from base 70 to 681 and encodes 203 amino acids. The record is from RefSeq and is a predicted model, not a curated record. The transcript has a single exon. Gene Ontology annotation, cellular component: ESCRT III complex; multivesicular body. NCBI's taxonomy places the organism in Eukaryota, Viridiplantae, Streptophyta, Magnoliopsida, Lamiales, Oleaceae.